This is a messenger RNA of Phyllopteryx taeniolatus (common seadragon), 3390 nucleotides long. RefSeq names its product GDNF family receptor alpha 4a (gene gfra4a). The record is from RefSeq and is a predicted model, not a curated record. NCBI's taxonomy places the organism in Eukaryota, Metazoa, Chordata, Actinopteri, Syngnathiformes, Syngnathidae. The coding region runs from base 448 to 2259 and encodes 603 amino acids. Gene Ontology annotation, molecular function: signaling receptor activity. Gene Ontology annotation, cellular component: external side of plasma membrane; signaling receptor complex. The transcript is spliced from 11 exons. Gene Ontology annotation, biological process: nervous system development.
ACAUUUACUUGAUUGGGUGUCAAGUCACCCCUGGCGGGGGGCUCAAAUCAAGGUUUCAUGUUAUGCUUCCAAAUUCGGGGUUAAGGUUUUAAAGUAGGAUUUGAAGUCAUGUUUGGGUUCAAGAGAGGGUUUUGGUUUCAAAGAUGAGUUGGGGUUUCAAAUGAGGGCUUCAUUGUCGGAUUUAGGGCUGUGCGAAAAACGACCAAUCGUACUGCAGCUACUUACUGUGUCACGUAGUUGCCAAACUCUUCUUUAUUAUAAGUUUGUCUGUAUUCUAUUGCCCCCUGGUGGUCAAGGCGUGCACACUAUAAGGAGCAACAUUGUCAAUUGGGCAUUGAUGCAAAAACUGAUUCUUUAAGUACUAUUUUUAAAAAAAGUUUUGGGGGGGAUUCAACUACUUGCUAGCGUUUCCAUUCAAGUGAUUCCAAACCUUUUUAAGCUGUAUGAAUGAUUAAUUUGGCAGCGCACCUUUUCGCUGAACGUCAAACGGUCAUGGGCAGGUUUGCGCUCCCCGCCGAGAGUGUUACAGGAGCCGCGGAUUUGCUGCUAAUCCCGCCAGCGAGGACGACAGAGCGAUCCCACGCUCAACCUCCGAAGACUCGAACCCCCGUGACAACGCUUCGCUUUGAGGAUUUCUCUGCAAGCAAAAAACACUUAUCCAAAAACCCCGGUGGCAUAUUGCAAAUCUGGUGGCGUUGGCGGGCUGAAGGCUACGUGUUGUUCGGCGGCGCCGUUACGCCCACUGAGUGGCGAGACGAGUGGCGGCCGGUUAGCAGCCUGGAAUCUAUUUCUGUGACUUGGCAGCCAGGCUGGGCGAUGAUCCAGAGCCACUCUCAAGCCAUGGCCGGACUACAUUGCAAUGCUGUCGUGUCAAGGCCAAAAGGACUCGCCGGCGCGGUCGCGGCCGACGGCGGCCGCGACUGCCUGAGCGCCGGCGACGCCUGCUCCGGAGACGACGCCUGCAGCCCCCGCCUGCGCACCCUGCGGCAGUGCGUGGCCGGCGACGGCAGCGUCAAGCUGGGACCCGGCGCGCGCAACCAGUGCGAGAACGCCAUGACAGCCCUCUUGUCCACGCCGCUGCACGGCUGCCAGUGCAAGCGGGGCAUGAAGAAGGAGAAGAACUGCCUGAGCAUCUACUGGAGUCUGCAGCAGGCCGUCCUGCACGGCCUGAGCCUGGUGGAGGACUUUCCCUACGAGCCCGAGGAGAGGGGCUCCGACUACGUCCGCCUGGCCUCCAUCGCCGCCGCUGCAGGCCACACCCGCCGGCCCCUCAGGCUCGGAUUAAUUGCCGCUUUACUCGAAUGCGUGUGCAAGGAAGAAAUGCUUAGUGGAGAGGAGACCAAUACGGAUGGUUUGUGUACGCAAGAUGAGGUCACGAACGAACAAUCGGAAGCGACGACGGUCAACCGCUGCCUGGACGCCGCCAAGGCCUGCAACAUCGACGAGACGUGCCAGAAGCUGCGCACCGAGUACGUGUCGUCUUGCAUCCGGCCGUCGGCCCGCUCGGGCCCGUGUAACCGGCCCAAGUGCAACAAGGCGCUGCGCAAGUUCUUCGACCGCGUGCCGCCCGACUACACGCACGAGCUGCUCUUCUGCCCGUGCACCGACACGGCGUGCGCCGAGCGCCGCCGCCGGACCGUGGUGCCGGCGUGCUCCUACGAGGACAAGGACGAGCCCGGCUGCCUGGCGCAGCUCAGGCUCUGCAAGGCCGACUACGUCUGCAGGUCCCGCUGGGCUCAGUUCCAGUACGACUGCCAGCCGUGGCCCGAGAGCUCCAGCGGGUGCAAGCAGGCGAACCACGCGGCGUGUCUGCUGGCGUACACCGGCCUCAUCGGCAGCACAAUAACGCCCAACUACCUUGACAACUCCACCUCCAACGUGGGACCCCGCUGCUCCUGCGCUACCGGUGGCCACCAGCGGGAGCAGUGUGCCAGCUUCCUGGCUUCCUUCCACGACAACGUCUGCCUCAAGAAGGCGAUCUCGGCGUUCGGCAACAGCUCGGACGUGAAAACGGGCGGCGGAAUCCCGAGCCCGGCCGCUACCCGGGCCACCGGCGUUCCGGGCGUUUCCGUGGAAACGGCGCAAAACAUCCUGAGGGCGGAGAUCCCAACUCAGGUGAACGGCAACGAGCGACUUUGGGACGACUCGACGCCGCCCUCGUCGCCCGACCUCUUCGAGCGCAACGCCGGAGCGACGCCCGUCCGCCCCGUCCCGCCGCUCGCCACCUGCUGGCUCUUCCUCCUCCUCGGCCGCCGCUAGGGGGCGCCGCCUCGCUCGACGCGGACAACGUCGGCAAUCGUGACUCGACACUUUUUCUACGAGCCGCAACAUUUCUCGCUUCACCAGCCACGGGAGGACCGUCAGAUAAAGAAAUUUUAUUGAAAACAAAUGAUAUUAUUUUUGCCGUCGUCGUGGAAAGAUGCUUGACGCCGGUUAGCGCCCGUCGCUAACAGCUCAUGUUGUGUUGUCGUUAUUGUCGUGUUGCGGCAAAGAACCUUUUAUGGGCACUUUUUAACGGACAAAAAGCCAAGAGUUUGUGUUCGUGUGGGUGCUAUGAGAAACGUUUUGUGUUCUUCACGUGCUCAGCCAUCCUUCCUUCCUUCCUUUCCUUGGCUUCCUUCCUCCCACGUGUAAAAAAAAAUAAGAAAAACAUUUUUGCGCUUCGGGUUAUUGCGAAACUACAGGAAUGUUCAAAGAUGGAAACUUUCCAUGAGAAUUUAUGGGAACAAAGUGGUUCAACCAGGAAUUGACCAAAUUAAAGGUUGCUUCUAUGUCAGUGUAAUCGUGCCUAAAACAAGCAGAUUUCAUGCAAGUGCAGAGGUAAAAAAAAAAAAUAAUAAUUCAGUUGCAAGUGUGUUGCUUGCUCAAUUUUAUUAUUUUUUUUUUGCAGUGAGCUAAAAUGUGUGUUUGCCCUCGCAUGUGGGCAAGGAGAGCUCUCCAUUUUGGAUGGAUGUCUGCUCGAUUAUGAUCCUUUUCCAUGACAUAAGCAUCAACUCCCAAUUAAUUCCCAUGGAAUGUUUCCAAUUUGGAAUAUUUCAAGAUUCCCCGGCUUGCCAGAAUUUUUGCAACCCUAACCAGCACUGCUGGAGCCAUCUCCGAGACGAGAGCUAGCUCGUUAGCCCGUUAGCAUCACGACUUCACGGAAGCGAAAGACUUCUUAAGUGUUGCUCUCCCAACACUACUGUCACUCUUUCACCCCACUUAAUUGUGUUUUUGUUUUGGACCAUUCAAAUAAACUUUACUGCUGCUGCCGGUUUUAAAGUAGGUUGCCAUGACAACCAGGGGAUGAUUGACAGCUGAGGGGACAAAAAAACUAUGUGAAGACUCUCUUCUUCUUCUUCUCGUGUUGUUCAACACUUUCACUCAAUAAAAGUGGAAGGUCCAACUUCA